Messenger RNA from Triticum urartu, 1054 nucleotides. Its product is annotated as ATP-dependent RNA helicase eIF4A. The record is from RefSeq and is a predicted model, not a curated record. Lineage: Eukaryota; Viridiplantae; Streptophyta; Magnoliopsida; Poales; Poaceae.
CCACCACGUCGGCUUGAAGCUUCAGCCUCAACUGGUGACCCUCGCCGGCGCCGACGCCAACACCUCCUCCGCCCCCGCCCAUGCCCGCGCGCUCCGCCGAGGACCUCAUCAACUGGCCACCCUCUUGGACCUCAUCAUCCUCUGUUGCGCUGCUGUUUUUUGCUGAGCAAUAUUCCACCACCGCUGCGUCGAUUUCCUCUCCGGACGUGAUGACGUCUCCUAGCUCCCAGGCAAUGACCCUAUCGCACCCAAGCUCCGGGCGCCAUUUCUACCUCGCCGUUGACCGCCUCCAGUUCAAGAUGAGGACACUACUGGAGCUCCUAGGUGUUGUCUCUGACCGCCACGGCUCGGUACCCAUUGCCAUAUGUGUUUCAUCCCGGGAUGAGCUAGAUGCUGUCUGUGCUGCUGUUGCCAACCUCCCCUUUGUAUCCUUAUCACCGCUGUACAGCGAUCAAGAUGAAGCUGAGCGUGCAUCUGUCCUUGAGAAAUCCCGUCGGGCAGCAAUACAGCGAAAUCAGAUUGAAGAUACUUCUAUUGAUGGAAGUCCCAAGCCUGAAAGUGUGGUCUUGAAGCUAAAUAUUACAGUUGUAACAGAUGCUUGCUUGCCUUCGGCGGCGAUGGGAGAGGCUCCCCUUAUGUCUCGUGUGCUGAUAAACUAUGAAUUGCCUACAAAGAAGGAGGCUUACUUAAGACGUGUAUCAGCAUGCUUGGCAACAGAUGGAAUCGUGAUUAAUAUGGUGGUUGGUGGUGAGGUAGCUCUUCUAAGGUCUCUAGAAGAAACCAGUGGAUUCGUCAUUGCAGAGAUGCCAAUACAUGUUUCUGAGAUAUUAUGACAGUCUCAAUUCGCUUCAGAAAUUACUGUUGCACUUAACUAUCCCAGUUUCUAUUGGUGCUACAUUGAAUUGUGGGAUUACUCUUUGCUUCCUUCAUGUGUGGAUUGCUCUUAAAAUUAGGUUUCAGAAUAAUGGGAUUGAUGUUUAUUACUUCUAUUUACUGAGAAAUUGACAGUUUUUGUGCUUAAAAGUCCUUAUCUAUCUAUAUACUUCUAUUUCAA